GUAUGGCGAUGUACAACGCGUCAAGAUUCUAUUCAGUGAGAAGGAUAAUGCCCUGAUUCAGAUGUCUGAACCUCAUCAGACGCAGUUAGCUAUUUCACACUUGGACAAGAUGAAAGCCUGGGGCAAGCAAAUUCGUGUUGCUUUGAGGAAACAUCAGACAGUGCAGUUACCCAAAGAAGGUCAGCCAGAUGCUGGUCUCACUAAGUAUUACAGCAACUCUCCUCUGCACCGUUUCAAGAAGCCAGGCUCCAAGAAUUAUCAGUGCUACCUUGCAUCUGUCCAACAUCCUACCCACUGUAGAAGAGGAGUAGAUCAAGGAUGCAUUUAGUUUAGCAGGGUGUGAAGUGAAGGCUUUCGAGUUCUUCCCGCAAGUGAUAUUUCUGUUCUUCAAGUCAUGUUGAUUAAGAACAGAAAAAUGGCUCUUAUUCAGCUGGGAUCAGUCGAAGAAGCUAUUUCUGCCAUAGUUAAAAUGCACAACUUCCAACUGAGUGAUUCAUCCCACCUACGUACAUGGGAGUGUCAGCAAGAGCACCUUCUAGACAACCCAUGUGGAAGUGAAUGGGCCAGGGAUCAGAAUGCCUGUAGGGGCUCCAUAUUCCAGGAGCAUGUAUACCUGGGGAUAGGAAAAAUAUGGAUCCAAAGGAAGAUGAUCCCACUUGUCAGUUAUAGUUGGAACUGACCUUUCUUAAUUUAGGGCAUGGCAUUUUAAAUAGUAAUAACUAGCUUAACUAAAUGUUACACUUAAAGGAGGCAGGACCCAGAGAUAUUAAAAAGUGAGAGAGAAGAGCUGAUUCCAUAAAAAAAUGUUUAAGACUUAAUGAAGAAAAUUUUUAUUUAAUUUCUGCACCCAGAAAAGUUUUGGGUAUUUGGGUAACAUAUCCAUAUGAUAUACUUUCGUGUAAGUAAAUUGGCAAAAUAGUAGAUUGUAGCUUGAUUUCUUUUCUGUGUAAGGUGAAGGUUAAACAGUAUUAGGGGUGUUUUCACCCCAGUUGUGAGUGAAAUAAGAAAAUUUAAGAUAACCUCUGGUACAGUAAGUUCCUCAUGCUCUCUUAGAUUACUCCGGAAUUAGGUGUUGAAACCUCGGCCAGCAUGAGCCAUAGCAGAUUCUUUUAAUACAGGUAGCUCUUUUAUUUUAAGUGUUUGCAAGUGAUAAAUGUUUAGAGCUAGGUGUAACUACAGUAGUACCUCGAGAUACGAAAGGCUCAACUUACGAAAAAUCCAAGUUACGAAAGCCAAUGCGAAAAAUUUUACUGCUUUGCAUACGAAAAGUUUUCAAGAUACAAAAGGUUGUUGCUGUAAAGUCCCGAGAUUCGCCCGGACCACCGAGAACAAUUUUAAAACUCCCGCGCUGCCAACUGAGUAAACUCGCCGCCAUCCUCCCGCUCUCCCAUUGGCCUGAUGCUAGUCACCCCAUAAGGUCCUGCUCUCCUAUUGGUCAGCAUCUACCCCUUGUGCUUUAAGUAUUCUAUUGGUAAAAGGUUGCUGUAAAUUGAAAAACUUAUUCAUGCAAUACAUUUAAUAAAGAAAACAUUAGGUAAAGAUAGAAUAAAGAAUAGAAAUGAAUGGUUAUUAUACUGUUUGGUGGUUUCAUUAGUUGAAGAGAGAUACUAAUGACAAUUUAUGACUUACUGUGUGCUAGGAAAAAUGAUUGCUUGGCGCUCGUUCGAUACUCUAAGACGGGUAAGAGCUGGAUGUAAACAAUCGAUUGGAAGGUGAGCGACGAGUAUUAGGGGAACGUCUCCGCUAAGGAUCUCAAUGAAUGUGAAUCGAGUCCUUGUGGUCCCAACGGCGUCUGCUCCAACAGCCCUGGAAGUUUCAGCUGCAACUGCAGUGCAGGAAACGCUUUCAGUGGGGGAUCUUGUGUGGACAUCGAUGAAUGUUUGAGCAAUCCAUGUCCAAAUGUCUCCGUGUGCACGAACACUCCUGGAAGUUACCUGUGUCAGUGCCCUCCUGGUUACAACUUGACCUCAGGAGCUUGUGUUGAGCGAUGCCAAUAUGGCGCAAUUUUCAUAAAGGAAUUUGGAAGUUGUUUUAAGCUCAUUAUUGGAGAGAUGACCUUCGAGGACGCAAUGCCACGUUGUAAGCAGGACUUCAUUACCAUACAUAAUGUGAAAAGUGAUGAAGAUUUUCCAAUAUUGGCUUCAUAUUUCCUGGCUGGCAUUUCAGAUAUGGCCUGGGUUGGACGUGCCGCAGCCUACAAUGACUCUAUCACGGGUACCUGCCUUGGUAUGACCUCGACCAGUAACCCACCUAGGGCUAAGAGUCUGCAAUGUGAUUCCAAGCUCAGAUAUGCUGUUUGUGUUGCAAAGAAAUACUAUUAGUUUGAGCAAUUGCCAAGAUGUUACAAAGUUGUAAAACAAAUUAUUUUCUGCAAAAAAAUAUAUUUGACCAAUCUUCAAGGUUAUUUUGAAAUUGUAAACAAUUUAUCUGCAAGGGACAUUUAGAUUUGAGCAAUCUCCAACUUGUAUUCAAAGUUGAAGAAAUAAAGUUUUAUCAUCAAGGGACUUUUAGAUUUGACCAACCAAUCUUCAAGGUGUUUUUAAAGUUGUAUAAAUAAAAUUUGAUCUGAAAUUCCUAUUAUUAUUGUUGUUAUGGCUGUCCAUCACAAUCAUCCUAUUCAACAGUAUGAUUUUUAUAGUAUGGGGUUCUGGGUUCCAUCCUGCCUCCUUAGGAGUCCAUCACUUUUCUUAAUUUGUUUUAGCAUCUAGUUGGAUAUCCCAUAUCCUUCUUAUUUCUAUUUUCAAGUUGAUACUAUCAGUAUUUACUAUUUCUUUCUCAUCUACUCGUGUCCCAUGGUAUUACGACAUCGACGAGUGAUACUUUCUUUAUGACUUUGUCAAUCAA
Messenger RNA from Macrobrachium nipponense, 2844 nucleotides. RefSeq names its product polypyrimidine tract-binding protein 1-like. NCBI's taxonomy places the organism in Eukaryota, Metazoa, Arthropoda, Malacostraca, Decapoda, Palaemonidae. Gene Ontology annotation, biological process: regulation of RNA splicing. The coding region runs from base 62 to 328 and encodes 88 amino acids. The record is from RefSeq and is a predicted model, not a curated record. Gene Ontology annotation, cellular component: nucleus. The transcript is spliced from 10 exons. Gene Ontology annotation, molecular function: mRNA binding.